GUUUUAAAAGUGAAAAUAGCUUGUUACUAUGCAAAUUUAGUGAAAAAAUCUACAACACUAAUUAUUUAAAUUGUCUUAAAGGAAUUACUCUGUUUUGAAAUAAUUAACAAUAUGCCUACGACGAUACUCUUACCAACUCAAAAAAUGGUGAGACCAAAGAAUUCAAGUUUUAGAGAAAAGGAAAUGGACAAUGGAAGUGACAGUGAAACAAACACUUUUCUCGGAUCUAAUAGGUGGAAGUCUUGGAUAUUGAGUCGAAUUGGCCGGAGUAAUGCGAUAGAUUCUGAUGAAAGUAUUGAUAUGAAAGCUUCUAGUCGUCCCAAUGAGUUGCAGGCAAUUUUAGUAAAAGAAAAGGAGAAAGAGAGUGAUGUUUGCCUGUUGGUUGAUUCACCAUAUAGAAUACUGAGGGCUGCUGAACGAGGAAAUUUGGACGAAUUUGUACGUUUGUAUCAAUUUGACAACUCAAGAUUGACCGUUAAAGAUGGUCGUGGUCGUUCAGUCGCUCAUCAAGCAGCAGCAAAAAAUAGAAAAAAUAUUUUGGUUUAUAUCCAUGAGAUGCAUGGAGAUCUCAAUUGCCAAGACAACACAGGCUCGACACCAUUACAUUUUGCAGUAGAAAACGAAUCGUUUGAUGCUAUUGAAUUUUUAUUACAAGUUCCUGUCAAGACAAACAUUCUAAACGAUAGAAAAUUCUCGCCUCUACAUCUCGCGACAUUGUUGAAUAAAGUUAAUGUCCUCAAAGUUAUGGCAAAGCAUCGCGAUAUAUUUGACAUUCAACAAGGAGGAGAACAUGGCAGAACAGCCUUACAUCUUGCUGCUAUUCAAGAUCAUGAGGAAUGUGCCAGAAUAUUGAUUACCGAAUUUGGAGCAUCACCUAGAUCAGCAUGCAAUUUAGGCUAUUAUCCGAUACAUGAAGCUGCGAAAAAUGCUAGCAGCAAGACAAUGGAAGUUUUCCUUCAGUGGGGGGAAUCAAAAGGAUGUACAAGAGAAGAAAUGAUUUCAUUUUACGAUUCUGAAGGAAAUUUACCACUUCACUCUGCCGUCCAUGGAGGUGAUAUAAAAGCUGUUGAAUUAUGUUUGAAAUCAGGUGCUAAGAUUUCAACACAACAGCAUGACCUUUCUACACCAGUUCAUCUUGCUUGUGCUCAAGGCGCAUUAGAGAUUGUCGAAUUGAUGUUUAAAAUGCAACCACAGGAGAAGAAGACUAGUUUAUUGUGUACGGAUAUACAGAAAAUGACUCCAUUACAUUGUGCUUCAAUGUUUGAUCAUCCGCCACUUGUUGAGUUUCUAGUUAAUGAAGGAGCAGAUGUAAAUGCUCAAGACAAAGAAAAUCGCUCAGCAAUAUUAUUGGCAGCAUCACGUUCUGGUUGGCGAACUGUUCAUGUUUUAAUCCGAUUAGGAGCAGAUAUUCAUAUUAAGGAUGUAAACCAACGAAAUUUGCUUCAUUCAAUCAUUCUCAAUGGUGGACGAUUGGAAGAGUUUGCUGACGAAAUCAACAAGCAUUCUGAGUGCAGUUGGAGUGAAUUCUUAAAUGAAAAGGAUAUAUCAGGAUGUUCCCCUCUACAUUAUGCAUCGCGUGAGGGUCAUAUAAGGUCUCUGGAGAAUCUGAUUCGAAUGGGCGCAUGUAUUAACUUGAAAAAUAAUAACAAUGAAUCCCCACUACACUUUGCUGCACGUUAUGGUCGAUAUAAUACUGUUAAACAACUUCUUGACUCGGAAAAAGGAACAUUUAUUAUCAAUGAAUCGGAUGGAGAAGGAUUGACACCUUUACAUAUUGCUUCCCAACAAGGGCAUACACGUGUUGUUCAAUUGCUUUUAAAUCGUGGCGCACUUUUACAUCGUGAUCAUAAUGGACGUAAUCCAUUGCAUUUAGCUGCAAUGAAUAAUUACACGCAGACAGUUGAGCUACUACACUCAGUACAUAGUCAUUUAUUAGAUCAAGUUGAUAAAGAUGGGAAUACAGCACUUCAUUUGGCAACAAUGGAAAAUAAGCAAAAUGCUGUAAAUUUACUAUUGACGAUUGGAUGUAAACUUUCAUACAACAAUAUGGAUUUGUCAGCUAUAGAUUAUGCAAUUCAUUAUAAAUAUCCUGAAGCAGCAGUAGCGAUGGUCACUCAUGAAGGACGUGGAAAUGAAGUGAUGAGUCUAAAAAGUGGUAAACAUCCGUGUGUAACCUUAGCUCUAAUUGCAUCGAUGCCAAAAGUUUUUGAGGCUGUUCAAGAUAAAUGCAUUACUAAAGCUAACUGCAAGAAGGAUUCAAAGUCAUUUUAUAUAAGAUACUCGUUUAGUUGCUUUCUCUGCCCACAAUAUUACACACAAGUGGAUGAGAAAACUGGAAAUGCUCUUAACAUUUCCGAACCAAUUCCAUUGCCAGCGAUGAAUAUUAAAUAUUCAUUUGAUGUAUAUCAAAAGUCAAAGGAAAAGAUCGGAUUCAUAAGAGAAUCAAUGAAUGAUCCGAACUGGUUACCUCCUCCUUUGCAAGUUUGUAAUGCUAUGGUACAACAUGGAAGAGUUGAGCUUCUGGCACAUCCAUUGAGCCAAAAAUACCUUCAGAUGAAAUGGAAUAGCUAUGGAAAAUACAUUCAUAUUGCGAAUCUACUAAUCUACAGUAUUUAUUUGACUUUUACUACGAUGUAUUCCUCGCUUUUGAUGAAAAACGAAUCGACACGAAUUUCUACGUUCGUCGAUAAUGAUGUUAAUGGAACUGACGGAGUACAUAAUUUAACAAAGUCUGAUGACGAAGAACAUUACAAAAGAGUAGAAGUUAACUCAGGAAUGUUCAUAUCUGGAGCUGUAGUCUUCACAUAUGUCCUUGCAUGUUCAAUUAGAGAAAUUAUACAACUAAGCCAAAAACGUUAUCAUUAUCUAUUUGAGCCAGUAAAUUUUGUGUCAUGGCUACUUUACAUUAACACAAUUAUCAUGAUCUCUCCAAUAUUCACUAAUGGCUAUGUUUGCGACUUCUUAUAUGCAUCUGCAUCAUUUACCAUCUUUUUAUCGUGGUUUAAUCUUUUACUACAUCUACAACGAUUUGAUCAGAUUGGAAUUUAUGUUGUCAUGUUUUUGGAAAUAUUACAAACGCUAAUUAAAGUCCUGAUGGUAUUCUCGAUACUUAUAAUUGCUUUUGGACUUGCAUUCUUUAUACUCCUAUCAAACAUUGAAAAUCCACAAGCAAAUCAUUUGUCAUUUCAAACCAUUCCAAUGUCUUUAAUGAGAUCAUUUUCCAUGAUGCUUGGAGAAAUGGAUUUUGUUGGGACAUUUAUUCAGCCAUUCCAUAUGAAACAUCUACCUUAUCCUUAUGCUUCAUUCGCUAUUUUAUUCUUAUUCAUGAUUUUGAUGCCAAUCCUUUUGAUGAACUUACUGAUUGGUUUGGCUGUCGGUGAUAUUGAAAGUGUGAAGAGAAAUGCACAAUUAAAACGUUUAGCAAUGCAGGUGGUGUUACAUACAGAACUUGAAAGGAAGUUACCUAAAGUGUGGUUGGAAAAGGUUGAUAAAACAGAACUAAUUGAAUAUCCAAAUGAGGCAAAAUGUAAAGUGACGAUGCUUGACUCAAUUCUUCGAAAAUGGUUCUGCAACCCAUUUAAUGAGUCGGAAAACUCUGGCCUAGAAUUUGUCUUAGACAACACAUGUGAAGAUUAUGUAAUGGCAGAGAUUGAAAAACAAAAGCAUAAAUUGAAAGAUUUGACUAAAAUGAUGGAACAACAACAUCAACUUCUUAGAUUAAUUGUUCAAAAAAUGGAAAUAAAAUCAGAAGCUGAUGAUGUUGAUGAAGGAGUUUCAUUAAGAGAAGCUCGUCCUUUAUCAGCUAUUUCGAAUGAAAAUCAAUCCAAAUGGACCUCACCUAGGAUAAGAAAGAAAUUGAGGACACUUAAAAGCUUUAGCAAGAGUAUUUCUCCUUCCGUAAAGAGAAAAAAUCAAUACUUUGAACAAAGAAACAUGGCUUUCCGUAAUAAUCGUCGAAACAAUCAAGGGGGAAAUUUCAAUAACAACUACGGUGGUUCCAUUAGCCGUGGAAAUGUAAAUCCAUGGAACAAUAACAUGGAUAACGGUCCAAACCGUGGAGGUGGAAAUCAAAAUGAAGUUGUUGGUGCAUUGUUGAAUAUGUUCCGUAAUCAAGGAAAUAUCCCAUCUCUUAUUGAAAACAUGGGUAACGGAUUCAAUCGUGGAAAUCAAGGUGGAGGAGGAGGUGGGGGUGGAUUCAAUGACAACUUCCAUCGAGGCGGUGGUGGUCGCAAUAUGUCCAAUAAUCGUCGAAAUAAUAAUAAUAAUAAUAACAAUAAUAAUCGUGUAGUCAAAGGUGCUAUUCGAAAACCGAAUGUGGCUAAUCGUAAAGCGAUGGCCAAUAAUAAUAAAAAGAAUUCCAAUAAUUCUAAGCAAAAUGAUUCGGCGACUGAUUCUACAACCAAUACCAAAAACACUAAUGAUGCGAGAAACGGAAAGGACGUAAAAGGUGACAUCAAUGAGAAGGAACCAAAGCGUAAGAAUUCUCCCUAUUCGGAUGUUCCCAAUGACAUGUUUUAUUGUCAUUUGUGCGCAAAGCAUAUGUGGGAUUCUACAUCAUUUGAGAAUCACUUGAAAGGAAGAACUCAUCAAAUGAUGAAGGAAGGAGUUGAGGAAUCUUAUCAUCUCAAGGCUAAUAUGCUUCGUCAAGAGGCAAAGAUUGCCGAACAAUUGAAGUCUAUUGAAAUUGAUCGUUUGAAACGUCUUGGCAAACAAAUUCGUGCUGCUAAUCAAGUACGCGAAUAUUGUGCAAUGUGUGACUUGAGCUUCUAUGGACAUCUAUCAACUCAUCGUAAAACUGAUGGGCAUUUGGAUCUUAAGAAAUUUUUGCAUCCAAAAUGUGAUGAUUGCAAUGCCGAGUUCCAUAAUCGUGCUGAAUAUGAUGACCAUUUAUUGUCACCACAGCAUAUGAAGACAUGCAAGACUCCACCAUCAUACAAGUCUGAAGAAAGUCGUAGAAAUCGUUUGCAGAUUUUGACUGAAGCUGAUGAAGUUCAAGGAUUACGUGAAGAGAAACCUAAGAAGGAGAAAAAAGAAGUUAAAGAAGGUGAAACAGCCGAGGCAGCUGAUGGUGAAAAGAAGGAAGAAAAUGGUGAACCAAUGGAAACUGAGGCAACUGAAGAGGAUGGAAAGGCUGAAGAAGAAGCUGAAGAUGCCGAAGCAGCUGAUAAGCCAGAAAUCGAGCCAAUUUUGGACUUUAAGGAUGGUGAUGAAAUCGGUCCAGAAAUUGAGACUAAGAUUCCAAAAUACAACUGCAAGCGUCAAGUUGGCUUCAGUUUGAUUUCAAAAUUGAUUUGCUUUGAAUGUCGUUUAUGUAACAAGUACUUUGACACCGAAGGCACAGCUGAAGUUCAUUCACGUACAUUCAAUCAUCAUCGUCUUUUUGUUAAAUUCCUCAACGAGAAGGCAAACGAGACUAAAAUCGCUCAAAAACGUGCUGCUGCUGCUGCUGCCGAAGAAAAUGAACGUCAAAAGAGAAUCAAAUUAGAGAGUGAGACUGAAGCAACUACAGAAGUAGUUGCAAAGCCAUCGGAUGAAUUAUACGAUCCAACUGAAGCCACAGCAGAUGAUGAUACAAAAGAGGAAAUUACUGAUGAAGUAAUGAAACCAGUUGCUGAAACUGUUGUGGAAAAGGAACCUACACCUGUUGAGGCACCAAAGGUUGAAGAAAAAAAACCCGAACCAGUUGCAGAGCCUGUAAAAGAGGAAGUAGCAACUCCAGUUGUUACCCCCGCAACCCCAUCAACACCUGUUGCUACACCAACACCAGUAACACCAGCUACACCCACAGUAACUCCAGUUGAAAAACAACCUGAAACUCCAAAAGCCAAUGAACAACCUCAACAGCAAAAUACACCCAAAUCACAGAAUAAUACUCCAAACAAGAAUUUCAACAACAAUAAUCGUGGUGGACGUGGAGGACGUAAUAAUAACAAUCAACGUCGCUCAGGACGAUAUGGUGGUCGUUUUUAAAUUCUGAUUGCCUAAAACUUUAUCGAAUUUAAGAGCAAGCUUCCUCAUAAUUAGUAAAUGAUUUUUUUUUAAAAAAAGGACAACUGAAUCUAAUUUAAAUAUGCGUGUGUUUAUCAAGAAAAAAAUAUUUCAAUUAAUUCAUACAAUAGUAAUUACUGUAUAAGUGUAUUUAAGCUUAUCAUGAAAUUCAAUCAUGAAGUUUGUCCACAUAAUUUUAGAAAAUUACUCGACUUACAUGAUUAUCAUUAAAGAGAUUUUCAAUGAAUGAAAUUAAACUCACUAAAUUAAUAUCUUAUUCUCUAUUACUUACUAUAUCAAUUUUCAUACUAUUUAAAUAUUCUUUUCUUUCAACAUUACGAUAUUCCACGAUGAACUUACUAUUAAUUAUGAAAGGGAAGAGAAAAUGUGCAGUAAAUUAUAAUUUUUAAGCGUAUAAGGAAAAACAAAAACAAAAGUGAAAUAUUCAUCAAUUUUGAUGGAUAUAGCACACUUAUUAAUAUGUCUUGCAAUUAAAUAGAAGAAAUUAGCUCAUGAUUAAGUAACAGUACAGAUCAAUUUUAUUUCAUUUUGUCUUUCCAGUAAUUUGUAAUUCUCAAGAUACAACUCACAUUUUUGAGUACAAUCGAAGUGAAUAAAGUAAUUUUAUGAACUUAGUA
Molecule: messenger RNA, 6626 nt
Organism: Chironomus riparius
Lineage: Eukaryota; Metazoa; Arthropoda; Insecta; Diptera; Chironomidae
Source: the annotation of a GenBank genome assembly